Parnassius apollo (apollo) is the source of this 264-nucleotide messenger RNA. The record is from the annotation of a GenBank genome assembly. NCBI's taxonomy places the organism in Eukaryota, Metazoa, Arthropoda, Insecta, Lepidoptera, Papilionidae.
AUGUCAUCUUACAAACCUAUUGACUCCAAAAGGGAAGAGUUCAGAAGGUAUUUAGAAAGGGCAGGGGUAAUGGAUGCUUUGACAAAAGUUUUAGUUAGCCUGUAUGAAGAGCCAGAUAAACCGGAGGAUGCAUUAGAAUAUGUUCGAAAACACCUAGGAACUGAUGGAGGAGAAGAUGAACUUGAAGCUGCUAGAGCUCGCAUCGCAGAAUUGGAGGCUGAAAAUGCCCUACUUAAAGGAGAAGCAGCUCCAACAGAUGGAUAA